GGCGGCGGCGGCGCGUCCUCGUCCUCGGCCCGGCGCGGGCGGCGACCGGACGAGCGGCCUGGGCGCCCGAUGAGGCUGCUGGCGGGCUGGCUGUGGCUGUGCCUGGGCCUGGCGUCCGUGCGGCUGGCGCGGAGGAUGUGGACGCUGCGGAGCCCGCUCAGCCGAUCCCUCUACGUGAACAUGACGAGCGGGCCCGGCGGGCCGGCGGCGGCCGCGGGCGGCAGGAAGGAGAACCACCAGUGGUAUGCGUGCAACAGAGAGAAAUUAUGUGAAUCACUCCAGGCUGUCUUUGUCCAGAGUUACCUUGAUCAAGGAACACAGAUCUUCUUAAACAACAGCAUUGAGAAAUCGGGCUGGCUAUUUAUCCAGUUAUAUCACUCUUUUGUGUCAUCUGUUUUUAGCCUGUUUAUGUCUAGAACGUCUAUCAAUGGGUUGCUAGGAAGAGGCUCAAUGUUUGUGUUUUCACCGGAUCAGUUUCAGAAACUGCUUAAAAUUAAUCCAGAUUGGAAAACCCACAGACUUCUUGACUUAGGUGCAGGAGAUGGAGAAGUCACAAAAAUCAUGAGCCCUCAUUUUGAAGAAAUCUAUGCCACAGAACUGUCUGAAACUAUGAUAUGGCAGCUUCAGAAGAAGAAAUACAGAGUUCUUGGUAUAAAUGAAUGGCAGAAUACGGGAUUCCAGUAUGAUGUCAUCAGCUGCUUGAAUUUGCUGGACCGUUGCGAUCAGCCUCUGACUUUGUUAAAGGAUAUCAGGAGUGUCUUGGAGCCAACUCGAGGCCGGGUCAUCCUGGCCCUGGUCUUACCCUUUCAUCCCUAUGUGGAAAACGGUGGCAAGUGGGAGAAACCAUCAGAAAUUUUGGACAUCAAGGGACAGAAUUGGGAAGAACAAGUGAACAGUCUGCCUGAAGUUUUCCAAAAAGCUGGUUUUGUUAUUGAAGCUUUCACCAGACUGCCAUACCUGUGCGAAGGCGACAUGUACAAUGACUACUAUGUUCUGGAUGAUGCUGUCUUUGUUCUCAAGCCAGUAUAAACAUGUGGAGGCCCAAGUCUUCAGAGUCCACCCCAAGAAUGUCCACCCCAAAAGAGGGUCAGCAUUCACACUUCUGUGAAGGGAGGAACUUUGGGGGCUGCCAUUCUAAAUAUCAUGUAGGAAUUUUAAAAGCCAAAAUACUAAUUAUUUCUUUGUAGUGUGUAAAAGGAAUGUUUUUAAAAAACAAAAAUACAACUCUUUGAGGAUUUUUAUCAACUCUCUACUCAGUAAUGCAGGUCACAUUCCAGUUAUGGAAGAUAUUUUUUAUACUCAAUUGCAGUAGGGACACAUUCCCAGUCAAAGCAAUAGUCCUGGCUUCACAUGGAAACAAUAAACACGGAUUGUUUUUAAUGAAAAGAAGACUGGCAAUAAAGCUGCCCAUUCAGUUACAGAUAUCGAUUAUAAGGUGUAGCCACUGAUACUCUUUCAUGUUUAGAAAUUCUUCCUGUCAUUAUUCAAGAAAAUGUUUUUAAUCAUGCUAAUAAACUUUUUUGGAGAUGA
Messenger RNA from Suncus etruscus (white-toothed pygmy shrew), 1530 nucleotides. It is a transcript of the gene METTL9, whose product is annotated as methyltransferase like 9. The transcript has 5 exons. The record is from RefSeq and is a predicted model, not a curated record. Gene Ontology annotation, molecular function: protein-L-histidine N-pros-methyltransferase activity. Lineage: Eukaryota; Metazoa; Chordata; Mammalia; Eulipotyphla; Soricidae. Bases 70 to 1029 code for a protein of 319 amino acids.